Molecule: messenger RNA, 842 nt
Organism: Seminavis robusta
Lineage: Eukaryota; Bacillariophyta; Bacillariophyceae; Naviculales; Naviculaceae
Source: the annotation of a GenBank genome assembly
GAGAUUUAAAGAUAGACGUGCCCGAGUGCCCGAGGCUCGAUACCAGUGGUACCAUUGUAGCUUUGUCUCCUCACAAAAUGAGGGAGCUAUGAGGGUUCCAUGGAGACUUUGUUGUCGUGGAGUUGCUUUGUUUGAUACGAUCUCAGGGUCAUGCAAUCACUUCCUUGUGGGCCAAGCUACCUUCUCCUGAGGAGGUCCAAAGCAAUGAGGAUCAUAAAAUAGAAGCCUCUCAACAACGCAGCAUCAAAUCAUGAAGCAACAAUCUCCCUCUCUGCCUUACAUUCCAGGAAUGGGCUUUAUCCCCGGCGGCAACAACAGGGCAAAGAAGGGAUCUUUCAGUACUAGUUCUGUCAUUCCUAGUCUGCCAACUCUACGAUCCACCAUCUCUGGAGGUAGCACUGAAAGUGGCCGUAGCCUGUCUCGCGUCAGAAGCAUCCACAUUGGCUGGGAUGAAGAACUUUCUUCUUCUUUGAACUCCAGCAUGUCGUCCUGGGGCGACGAUGCAGGUUUGCCCAACCCUUGUGCUGCUGCCACUGCUAUCCGGGCACCUUCGCAUGUCAUGGGAAUUGGACAUAUCCCUCGGGCGACAAAGCUUUCUGCAACCAACGCAGCUCGGCGAUAUGCGUCCAAAGAGGUCCUCUUGGGUAGUAGUAGCCAACGAUCAUCCUUGCAACAAUCUCGCCGUCAACGAGCUUCUUCUCUCUCGAGCUCUUUGAUGGCACCGGUGCGGGAAGAACCUCAAUCCAACGUUGGUGUCUUGUGCAAUUAGUUCGAGCAAGGGAGGUGUCAGGGCGGUGAUUAGCUAGUUAUGUAUUACAUAAUCCUAUAUCAAGGUACAUCAA